CAUUUAUUUAUUUAUUCCUGUAUUUAUUUAUUUAUACAUUUAUUUAAGCAUUUAUUUAUUUAUUCUUGUAUUUAUUCAUGCAUUUAUUUAUUUAUACUUAAGUCAUUUUGAGUCCUCCAUAGACUUGAUCCUCCCACUUUCCGGAGGAUGCAUCAGAGGAGACUUGUGCGUACUCUGGCCAGCAGAUAUCCCAGAAUGCAUUUCACCAGCAACCGGAAACAAUAGCGGAGGAGAAAAUAAACGACUGACAGAUGACUUUUUAUAAAUACGACUGUUGUUGAGUCACGGAAUGUCAUUUUAGGAUGUUUUGUUUAUUUGACUGUAAAAAAUAAUUUACAGUGAAUAAUUAGAGUAAACCCAGGAGCAAGAACAGCUGAUGUGGUGACGUCAUCAAAUCUGAUUCAUUGAAGGGACCGUAAUGUCUAGGUUCCGGCAAAACAUCAAAAGAGACGGCACUAUGCCGCUAGAAAUAAUAAUAAUAAUAAUGCAUUUCAUUUUUAUCGCACUCUUCCUUCAAAGAAUCUCAGAGUGCAACACAUAUAGUGAAAACAAAUAAAACUGACUAAAACAUAGUUAAAGCAACCCAUAAAAAAAAAAGAAAAAUAUGGGCCGGAGAGAGAGAUAUUGUGUCUGCAGCUCAAGGGUAGCUACACGCCUAACAGUAUUCAACAUUCACACACAUGUUAUCAGUAUUUACACAUACGAAGAGGGGGCGCACGACAUGAGAAGACUAGAGCCAAGAAGAUCUCAGGGUGGGUGGGAUAUGCACCUGUGAUGAGAUCUGUGUAUAUAAGAUUGAAUCUUAAUCUGGGGGAGAGUGUGUUUUUGGGCUCAACUUGCAUGUUGAGGAGAGCUCCCCGUGUCAUUGCAAUCGCUGGGGAGCGUUUGUACUUUGCUUCUGAUGAGGAAAUAAACGUCUCCCUAAAGGAGAGAACGAUAGCCGACUGUGGAUCUUAUUAUUGUAGAAGCUCUUCCAGGCUGCCAAUUCUGAAUUACGAUACAAUUUGGUUGACCCCGAACGUCGGUUGGCUGACCUGGCAGAUAACAAAGAGCUUUUGACCAGAGCGGUGACGUCCGUUUCCCGGACUCCGGGCUAAUGGUCGGUGGUUGACAACCAGAGGAACCUCAUAAGCGACAGGUCGCCUUGUCGUCUCUCCACCGAUGAGCUGUGGUCGCCUUGGUAACGGUUGCUAACGUCCGCAAGCAUGAAGGCUCUGAUCCUGGUGGGCGGCUACGGGACGAGGCUGCGGCCGCUCACGCUGAGCGUCCCCAAGCCGCUGGUGGACUUCUGCAACAAACCCAUCCUGCUGCACCAGGUGGAGGCGCUGGUCCAGGCCGGGGUGGACCAUGUGAUCCUGGCGGUGAGCUACAUGUCCGAUCUGCUGGAGGUAGAGAUGAGAGUCCAGGAGGAGAGGCUCGGGAUUCGUAUCUCUCUGUCUCACGAGAAGGAGCCUCUGGGAACCGCGGGUCCGCUGGCGUUGGCUCGAGAGCUGCUGAAGGUCGACAACGAGCCGUUCUUCGUCCUCAACUCGGACGUCAUCUGCGAUUUUCCAUUCAAAGAUCUGCUGCAGUUCCACCACAACCACGGCAGAGAGGGGACCAUCGUGGUAACGCGGGUGGAGGAGCCCUCUAAAUACGGCGUGGUGGUGUUUGAGGGGGACAGCGGCAGAAUUCAACGCUUUGUGGAGAAGCCGCAGGUCUUCGUCUCCAACAAGAUCAACGCCGGCAUUUACAUCUUCAAUCCCAGCAUGCUCAGCAGGAUCCAGCUGAGACCGACAUCCAUAGAGAAGGAGAUAUUCCCCGUCAUGGCCGAGGAGGGCCAGCUGUACACCAUGGAGCUGCAAGGCUUCUGGAUGGACAUCGGUCAGCCCAAAGACUUCCUGACGGGGAUGUGCAUGUACCUCCAGUCGCUGCGGCAACACGCUCCCGAGAGGCUGCGCGCGGGGCCCGGUUUCCUGGGCAACGUCCUGGUGGACCCGACGGCGCAGAUCGGGGAGAACUGCACCGUCGGCCCGAACGUCACCAUCGGCGCCGGCGUGGUCGUGGAGGACGGCGUGCGGAUCAAGCGCUGCACGGUGAUGAAGGGCGCGCGGGUGCGCUCGCACUCCUGGCUGGAGAGCUGCAUCGUGGGCUGGAGGUCCUCCGUGGGCCAAUGGGUGCGGAUGGAGAAUGUGACGGUGCUCGGCGAGGACGUGAUCGUGAGCGACGAGCUGUACCUGAACGGCGCCAACGUCCUGCCCCACAAGUCCAUCAACGAGUCGGUGCCGGAGCCGCGGAUCAUCAUGUAGCUGGCGGCCGCCAUUCUGUUUUACAUGCGGACUCGACUGAAUACCCAAACGGCGCCGCGGCGGAGAGGCGGAACAUUGCCCUUUAUCAAUUUGGACUUUUAGCCCUCUGAGAAACCCGAUGUGGGCCGGCCGUCGAUCACAUGGCGGGGGGGGGGGGCGGGCGGAGGUGGGCGGGCCGGGCGGAGGUGGGCGGGCCUUAUGAACGGCGCCGUCACGAUGCAUUUAUACGUUGAGAAGAUGGCGACAGAACGCCACUGAAGGAGAGCCCUCUGGUGGUAGAUUUCUAAAUCUGCCACGUUGAGCUCUAUGCAGUAUAAAUGUUAGUUAAUUCACGGGGGGAACGCUCUCCUCCGACUGCGGUCGUUCACACCAGAUGAAUGUUAUGUGAUUAGUUUCUAUGUAAAGAUAAUAAUCUGUUAUUGAUCAGUAAUUUCCGUUCAGUUUUUUUUAUCAUGAAAGCAGGUUACUGCUCUUAAAAAGAGAACAAAAUGUGGCGGUUUUUUAAAGAACUUGUUGAAGUUUAUUAAGUAUAUUUCAGUCCGGCUGCAUCUGGGAUAUUCUUCUUCAUAUUUUCAUUUAAUGGGAAAGAAAAAACGAGGUGAAUUCAUUUGUUUCUGUUUAAUUCUCGUAUUAUAUUACAUUUACAAUAUCUGUAAGUCAUCGUGUUCCUUCACACACGAGGAAACUGAUUUUCCGGUGGGAUAAAAGCUGAAAAGACAACUUCUGAUAGUUAAAUAUAACUAAAAAUGAUCGUUUAAGUUAAUGGUUGUUUCCUAAAUCUGUACGGUGGCCUUUGGAGGACAUUUCAGUCUAAACUUCAUCAGGAGGCCGAUGAAGCUCCUUUUGAAUUGUGUGAAUAACAUUCAACAGACUCCUGAUUGGUCAAAUAAAGUGUUGUUACUGACCGUGACCACUGGGGGCACUACUGACCGUGACCACAGACACUAAGGACUGACCUCUGACCAGCUUGCAGCGGCGCCACGUUGUUGUGCAUUCAGUGUUUACGCCAUGUCGACACUUUGUGUCCGAAUGAAUGAAGUCAAACUUGUAAUGAAGCUUUUUAAAAAGAGAGAAUAAUAUAAUCUGAUGAUCAAACUCA
Molecule: messenger RNA, 3387 nt
Organism: Pseudoliparis swirei
Lineage: Eukaryota; Metazoa; Chordata; Actinopteri; Perciformes; Liparidae
Gene: gmppb
Product: GDP-mannose pyrophosphorylase B
Exons: 10
Coding region: 1206-2288 (360 amino acids)
Biological process (GO): GDP-mannose biosynthetic process; cell wall mannoprotein biosynthetic process
Cellular component (GO): cytoplasm
Molecular function (GO): mannose-1-phosphate guanylyltransferase (GTP) activity; GTP binding
Source: RefSeq, a predicted model, not a curated record